Molecule: messenger RNA, 4492 nt
Organism: Triplophysa rosa
Lineage: Eukaryota; Metazoa; Chordata; Actinopteri; Cypriniformes; Nemacheilidae
Gene: xdh
Product: xanthine dehydrogenase
Exons: 36
Coding region: 32-4078 (1348 amino acids)
Molecular function (GO): FAD binding; 2 iron, 2 sulfur cluster binding; iron ion binding
Source: RefSeq, a predicted model, not a curated record
AGAGAAACAGUGGGACAAUAUUUCUAUUACAAUGGACAAGAUAAAGAACAAACUUCAAGAUCCAGGCGAUGACCUUGUUUUCUUUGUUAACGGCAAAAAGAUCACUGAGAGAAAUGCAGAUCCUGAAAUGACGCUUCUGACAUACAUCAGGAAAACAUUGGGUCUGAACGGAACCAAACUGGGAUGUGCUGAAGGUGGUUGUGGAGCCUGUACUGUCAUGGUGUCCAAAUACCAUCCACAUCGAAACCGGAUUAUUCACCAUGCGGUUAAUGCCUGUCUGGCUCCUCUGUGCUCUCUGCAUCACUGUGCAGUAACAACUGUGGAAGGUAUCGGCAGUGUGGCCAGCAAACUCCAUCCAGUACAGGAGCGAAUUGCAAAGGCUCAUGGGUCACAGUGUGGAUUCUGCACUCCAGGGAUUGUAAUGUCUAUGUAUGCUCUUUUGAGAAACAACCCUCAGCCCACCAUGCACGACAUUCAGGAGGCUUUUCAAGGCAAUUUAUGUCGCUGUACAGGGUAUAGACCUAUUCUGGAAGGCUACAGGACGUUUACAAAGGAUGGUGGAUGCUGUGGAAAAGGAAGAAUUAAUGGAUGCUGUAUGGCAAAUGGACACACACGGGAUCUUGUCAAUGUAAAUUCAACACUUCCAGCUCAGAAAUUGUAUAACCCAUCAGAGUUUAUGCCAUUAGACCCAACACAAGAGAUUAUUUUUCCUCCUGAACUCAUGAGUCUAAGUAAACAGCCACAGAGAGAGUUAAGGUUUAUGGGGGAGCGAGUGCUCUGGAUUCAGCCCAGCUCCAUCAAAGAACUCCUGGAACUAAAGGCCACCUAUCCCAACGCUAAACUAGUGGUUGGGAACACAGAAGUUGGUAUUGAGAUGAAGUUCAAAAACCUUCUUUAUCCUGUGAUUCUGGCACCACCUUACAUUCCAGGACUGAACAGCAUCCAACAUACCCGAGAUGGCAUUAGGGUUGGAGCAUCAGUGACAUUGACUCUGCUAGGAGAUGUGUUGCGUGAAGCAGUAAAGAAUCUGCCUACUCAUCAGACGGAGGUCUUCAAGGGCGUUCUGGAGCAGCUGCGCUGGUUCGCGGGACAGCAGAUUCGAAAUGUCGCAGCUGUUGGGGGAAAUAUUAUGACUGCGAGUCCCAUUUCAGACCUCAACCCCGUGUUCAUGGCUGCAGGCUGCAAACUUACAGUGAUGUCCAAAGGGGGAGAACGGGUUCUUGAGAUGGAUGACAAAUUCUUUCCCGCUUAUAGAAAGACUGUUUUGAGGUCAGAUGAGAUUUUGUUGUUCAUUGAGAUUCCAUACACAAGAAAGGGACAAUAUUUCUCAGCUUUCAAACAAUCCCCUCGCAAAGAGGACGACAUCUCCAUCAUCACAUGUGGAAUGAACGUUUGCUUCCAGGAGGGGUCCAACAUUGUCCAGAAUAUCCGAAUAAGCUAUGGAGGAAUGGCUCCUGUUACUGUCAUUGCCACGGCUACAUGCAACAGGUUGCUCAACAGGCAAUGGAACGAUGAGCUCCUACAGGACGCCUGCACCUCAUUGGCUGAGGAGAUGAGUCUGUCUCCCUCAGCUCCUGGUGGAAUGGUGACAUACAGACGCACACUGACCAUCAGCCUCUUCUAUAAGUUCUUCCUCACUGUCCAGCACAGACUGGCUCUGGACUUGCAGAAGGAGGGUAUUGUUUUUGAAGACAUCAGACCUGAUUAUGCUAGUGUUACUGAGCUCUUCCAGAUAGACUCACCAUCCAGUGUACAGCUAUACCAGUCAGUUCCAUCUGGUGAGAAUGGUGAAGAUGUCAUGGGCCACCCGAUUAUGCACCUCUCCGCUCUGAAGCAGGCCACAGGAGAAGCUGUCUAUUGUGAUGACAUCCCUUGCUAUGAAAAUGAACUCCAUUUGGCAUUGGUCACCAGCACUAAAGCUCACGCCCUUAUAAAAUCCAUCGACACUUCCGAUGCAAUGGAAGUUCCUGGAGUGGUAACAUUUAUUUCUGCCAAGGAUGUCCCUGGAAGUAACCUGACAGGACCUGUCGUCUACGAUGAGACAGUCUUCGCCGAUGAUAAGGUCACAUGUGUGGGACAUAUAGUGGGGGCCAUUGUGGCGGACACACAGGCUCAUGCUCAGAGAGCAGCCAAGGCUGUCAAGAUAAACUGUGAAGAACUACAGCCUGUGAUCGUCACCAUUCAGGAUGCUAUUACCCACAAUUCCUUUUAUCGCCCAGUAAGGACUAUAGAGAGUGGAGAUGUAGCACAAGGAUUUAAAGACUCGGAUCACAUCCUGCAAGGUGAGAUGCACAUUGGAGGACAGGAGCACUUUUACCUGGAGACUAACUGCACGAUAGCUGUCCCUCGUGGAGAGGACGGGGAAAUGGAGCUGUUUGUCUCCACACAAUCUGCCUCUAAGACUCAGGCCCUGGUAGCGAAAGCUUUGGGAGUUCCAGCCAACCGAGUGGUGUGUCGUGUGAAGAGGAUGGGAGGUGGAUUUGGAGGGAAGGAGAGUCGUAGCACCAUUCUGUCCACAGUGGUGGCUGUUGCUGCACAAAAGGUUAAGCGACCAGUGCGCUGCAUCUUGGAUCGUGAUGAGGACAUGCUGGUUACAGGCGGUCGGCAUCCAUUCUUUGGAAGGUACAAGGUUGGGUACAUGAACAAUGGAAGAGUGAUGGCAGUUGAUGUGACUUUAUAUAGCAACGUAGGCAAUUCUAUGGAUCUUUCCUUGUCAAUCUUGGAGAGAGCCCUAUUUCACAUGGAUAACUCCUAUAAUAUUCCUAACAUUCGUGGCACAGGCUACAUGUGUAAAACAAACCUGCCGUCUAACUCUGCGUUCAGAGGUUUUGGUGGGCCGCAGGGUAUGAUGAUAGCGGAGAGCUGGAUGAGUGAUGUGGCUCAUAGCUGCGGUUUGCCUGCUGAAGAGGUGAGAAGACUGAAUAUGUACAAACAGGGAGACCUCACACCCUUUAAUCAGUGCCUGGACCAGUUCACCAUUGACCGCUGCUGGGUGGAGUGCAUGGAGAUCUCAGACUUCAGCAAGCGCAAGGCUGCCGUAGAGCAAUACAACAGGCAGCAUCGUUGGACCAAGAGAGGCCUGUCCAUCAUUCCCACCAAGUUUGGCAUCAGCUUCACUGCCGUCUUCCUCAACCAGGCAGGAGCUCUGGUACACGUGUACACAGAUGGUUCUGUUCUCUUGACUCAUGGUGGAACAGAAAUGGGACAAGGCCUGCACACUAAAAUGAUCCAGGUGGCCAGUAAAACGCUCGAAAUUCCCUGCACAAAGAUUCACAUCACAGAGACCAGCACUAACACUGUUCCCAACACCAGCCCUACGGCCGCUUCAGCAUCAUCUGAUCUUAACGGCAUGGCUGUUUUUAAUGCUUGUCAGAAGUUGUUACAGAGACUUCAGCCAUACAAAGACAAGAACCCAAAAGGAGGUUGGGAGGAAUGGGUAAAAACAGCAUACUUUGACAGAGUAAACUUGUCUGCCAAUGGAUUUUACAAGACUCCAGAUCUCGGCUAUGAUUUCGACACAAAUUCAGGAAGGGCGUUCAACUACUUCAGUUACGGCGUGGCAGUUUCAGAGGUGGAGAUAGAUUGUCUCACUGGCAGUCAUAAGAACCUUCAUACCUCCAUUGUUAUGGAUGUUGGCAAGAGUUUAAAUCCCGCACUGGAUAUUGGACAGGUGGAGGGUGGCUUCAUGCAGGGUUUAGGCCUGUUCACUCUGGAGGAACUACGAUACUCUCCUGAAGGUUACCUGUACACUCGAGGACCUGGAAUGUACAAGAUUCCUGCCUUUGGGGACAUCCCCGUUGAAUUAAAGGUGUCGCUGCUGAGAGACGCUCCUAAUGAAAAGGCCAUCUUCUCCUCAAAGGCUGUUGGGGAGCCUCCUCUAUUUUUGGCAGCUUCAGCAUUUUAUGCCAUUAAAGAUGCCAUCGCCUCUGCCAGGGCUGAGUCCGGCCUCACUGGACCCUUUAGGCUGGAUAGUCCCGCCAUGCCUGAACGCAUUCGAAAUGCCUGUGAGGACCGAUUUACUAAACUGUGUCCUCCUGCAGAACCUGGCACCUUUACUCCAUGGGCUGUGCAGGUAUAAGACCCAGCAAGUCUGAUUUAAAGGACUUCAGCAUCUAAGAGCACUUAACGGCUGUGUUUGAUUGCACAAGGGAACAAAGACAUUGUGAUUCACAAUAAUUGCCAUAGGAAUUGAAUACUUGAGGAUUUUUUUCUGAGCAGAUGAUCUGUGGAUGCUAAAGCUUUUGUGACCUUAUAUAUUUGGUUUCAGUUACUCUCAAUGAAAGUUACAUUCUAUGAACAUAUUUUAAGUUUUUAACCAUUGAUGCAUUUAUUUGGGCAAUGAUCAAAAGCUAAUUUCACAAUCAAAAGUGUUUGGAAAGAAGCUGGUAAUGUGAUAUCAUUAUGUCAAGGUGCUGUUAAAUUUUAUUAUGUGGAUCUAUUCAUUUUUGUUAAUGCAUCUUUAAAUACAGAUUAUGCUAACUUACUAAUGUUA